AAUAGAUAAAGAGAUGCUGUAAUCAAAUUUGCACUGGUUAGUAACAUAGUAAGAGUUCAACACAUUAUAACCUCACGGUGUUUGAUAACUGGGACUCCCCGUUUCCCUACUUUAUGAAAUCCCGUUGGCACACGAACUAACGUAUUUAAGAGCAGAAAAGAUGCUACAAUAAUCAUAGUAUCUUUAUCUCUCUGUAUGAACAGACGUUUAUAUUGCUAUAACCGCAAUAUUAUAUUCAAUAUGAAGUUCUUAGUAGUUUUUUUGUCUCUCGCUGUUUUUUUGCAAUGCGAAGCUAAACUCUUGAGCAGAUGUGAGUUGGUGCAGCAGUUACGGAGUCAUGGGUUUCCUGAGGAUAAAAUGAGGGAUUGGGUCUGUUUGGUGGAAAACGAGAGUUCUGGCCGUACGCACAAGAUUGGCAAAGUAAAUAAGAACGGAUCCCGGGACUACGGUCUCUUCCAAAUCAACGAUAAAUACUGGUGCAGCAAUACCAGCACUGCUGGUAAAGAUUGCAACGUCACUUGCGCUGAUCUUAUUACUGAUGACAUCACGAAAGCGGCGAAAUGCGCUAAGAAAGUGUUCAAACGUCACGGCUUCAGAGCUUGGUACGGUUGGAGGAACAAAUGCCAGGGUUCUCUACCCGAUAUUAGUUCCUGCUAGAAGAUAAGAAGGAGUAGAUCCAAAGAUUUGUUUCAAAAAAUCUCUUUAUAUUAGAUUAUGGAAUAUUUAAUUUGUUUAACUAAUUGUGUGAUAAUAAAUAUUUAAAUGUAAAA
Papilio xuthus (Asian swallowtail) is the source of this 770-nucleotide messenger RNA. Its product is annotated as lysozyme. NCBI's taxonomy places the organism in Eukaryota, Metazoa, Arthropoda, Insecta, Lepidoptera, Papilionidae. Gene Ontology annotation, molecular function: lysozyme activity. The record is from RefSeq and is a predicted model, not a curated record. The transcript has 3 exons. The coding region runs from base 196 to 657 and encodes 153 amino acids.